CAGGCCAAAAUCAAGCUGCAAUUCAAAUUCUAAUCAACAAUCAAGUUCAGAUUCCAAUCACUGAUUUGUAUAUUUAUGGGUUAUUGAUAAAAUCAAAUAAGUAUCAGUUAUCCCCAAAUUGCAGUUCCUCAAAUCGCAUAAUCUGCAGCUCACCAAAAUUCAGGGGUGCAAACGAGCUCGAGCUCAAUCAUCGGUUUACUUAUGAAAGCUCGAGAGCUCGUCCGAGCUCUGUUUCUAAAGCUCGAGCUUGGCUUGUAGAGUGGGUUUUAGAAGCUAGAACAUCAUCUGGAAUUGAAGAAAAAAAAAUACAAAUGAAGGUGGUGGUAAGAGAAUCGACGAUGGUGAGACCAGCGGAGGAGACACCGGCGGUAAACCUAUGGAACUCUUGCCUUGAUCUCACUGCUUUGAACUUUCAUACGCUAUCGGUGUAUUUUUACCGGCCUAAUGGUGCCCCCAACUUCUUUGAUACGGAAGUGAUGAAGGAUGCUUUGAGCAGGGUUUUGGUUGCGUUUUACCCAAUGGCAGGCCGAUUUAAACACGGCCAAGAUGGCCGGAUUGAGAUCGAUUGUCGAGGACAAGGGGCGUUGUUUUUGGAAGCUGAGUCCGAUGGCGUUAUCGAUGAUUUCGGUGACUUUUCACCCACAUUGGAGUACUCGAAACUUGUUCCGGUGGUCGAUAAUUUGCUGGGAUUUGAAUCAUAUCCGCUGCUCGUCUUGCAGGUAACUUGCUUCAAAUGUGGUGGGGUUUCACUAGGACUUGGUUUCGACCAUCGUGUCGCGGAUGGAUGGUCUGCGAUGCACUUCAUGAACACAUGGUCCGAUAUGGCUCGUGGCCUUGACAUCACUCUCCCACCCUUCAUAAACCGGACCCUCCUUCGUGCACGGGACCCACCACGACCCGUUUUUGAGCACAUCGAAUACCACCCAGGUCCAACACCACUCCAAGCCCCCUUAGAUAAAACCAAAACCAGCUUCUCAAUGUUCAAGUUAACGCGAAACCAACUCGAUCUACUCAAAGCAAAAUCAAAGGAAGACGGUAACACGAUCCGCUACAGCUCUUUUGAAAUUCUCUCGGCCCAUAUUUGGAAGUGCGUGUGUAAAGCCCGUGGUCUGCCAGACGAUGUGGAAACUAGGCUCCACUUUUCUGUCGAUGGGCGUGCCCGCUUACAACCGCCACUUCCACCCGGCUAUUUCGGGAAUGUUAUCUUCAGAGGUGCUGUUAUACUGACAGCGAGCGACAUUCAUUCGAAACCUACAUGGUACGCUGCAAGUAGAAUCCAUGAUGCAUUAGCGAGGAUGAAUAACGAUUAUCUAAGGUCAGCAAUAGAUUAUCUGGAACAACGCCAUUGUCAAAAGCCGGAGGUUAAUUAUAGCUACACAAAUCUUAUAAUAACUAGUUGGGUUGGGAUCCCGAUUCACAAUGCGGACUUUGGAUGGGGCCGGCCUGUAUUCAUGGGGCGAAUAGGGAUCCCAUCACCAGGUAGGUGUUAUGUGUUACCGAGCCCGAUAAAUGAUGGGAGCUUAUCGAUCAUCAUUGGGUUGGAAGCUGAACAAAUGAAGCUUUUCAGCAAGUUGUUGUAUGCAACAGUAAACGAUCGCUUUAUCAGUAGUUUAUAGUUUUCAGCAAGUUGUAUGCAACAAUAUCCAUAUUAUACGUGGUUUUGGGUUUAUUUUCCGGGUCUAAAUUACUUUCACUA
Molecule: messenger RNA, 1696 nt
Organism: Helianthus annuus (common sunflower)
Lineage: Eukaryota; Viridiplantae; Streptophyta; Magnoliopsida; Asterales; Asteraceae
Product: shikimate O-hydroxycinnamoyltransferase
Exons: 4
Coding region: 312-1616 (434 amino acids)
Molecular function (GO): acyltransferase activity, transferring groups other than amino-acyl groups
Source: RefSeq, a predicted model, not a curated record